Molecule: messenger RNA, 1555 nt
Organism: Neomonachus schauinslandi (Hawaiian monk seal)
Lineage: Eukaryota; Metazoa; Chordata; Mammalia; Carnivora; Phocidae
Gene: HMOX1
Product: heme oxygenase 1
Exons: 5
Coding region: 99-965 (288 amino acids)
Biological process (GO): heme oxidation; heme catabolic process; response to oxidative stress
Molecular function (GO): heme binding; heme oxygenase (decyclizing) activity
Source: RefSeq, a predicted model, not a curated record
ACGGCGCGGCCGCGCUCGGCACAGCCAGUCUCGCACGUCCUUCUGCGCGUCCGGAGACGUCGGAGCCCGCACCGGAGUCCGCACCGAGCGCCGGCCGGAUGGAGCGCCCGCAGCCCGACAGCAUGCCCCAGGAUUUGUCAGAGGCCCUGAAGGAGGCCACCAAGGAGGUGCACGUCCAGGCGGAGAAUGCCGAGUUCAUGAAGAACUUCCAGAAGGGCCAGGUGACCCAAAAAGGCUUUAAGCUGGUGAUGGCUUCUCUUUACCGCAUCUACGUGGCCCUGGAGGAGGAGAUCGAGCGCAACCGGGACAACCCGGUCUACGCCCCCCUUUACUUCCCAGAAGAGCUGCACCGCAAGGCCGCCCUGGAGCGGGACAUGGCCUUCUGGUACGGAGCCCGCUGGCAGGAGGCCAUCCCCUACACACAGGCCACGCGACGCUACGUGCGGAGGCUCCAGGACGUGGGGCGCAGGCAGCCGGAGCUGCUGGUGGCCCAUGCCUACACCCGCUACCUCGGUGACCUGUCAGGGGGCCAGGUCCUCAAGAAGAUCGCUCAGAAGGCCCUGGCUCUGCCCAGCUCCGGGGAGGGCGUGGACUUCUUCACCUUCCCCAACAUCGCCAGCCCCACGAAGUUUAAGCAGCUCUACCGCUCCCGCAUGAACUCUCUGGAGAUGACCCCUGAGGUCAGGCAGCGAGUCCUCGAGGAGGCCAAGACUGCGUUCCUGCUCAACAUUCAGCUGUUUGAGGAGCUGCAGGAGCUGCUGAGCCAGGACGCCGAGGACCAGAGCCCCUCGCAGGCCCCGGGGCUGCGCCGGCGGGUUGGCAGCGGGGCGCAAGACUCGACUCCCAUGGAGACUCCGAGAGGGAAGCCCCAGCUCAGCCUUCUCUCCCAGGCACCGCUCCUCCGAUGGGUCCUUACGCUCAGCUUUCUGGUGGCAACAGUUGCUGUGGGGCUUUAUGUCAUGUGAAUGCAAGGGCGCUGGCUCCUUACGCUGUGAGCUGUGUCCAGUGGACGGCCCGCUUUCUGGAGAGGGAAUAUCUCUUGGCUGGCUUCCUUACCUUAGGCAUGGGGGGGCUCUCUGUACCCCCCACCCUGUCCCUGCUUCCCUGUCUUUGGAAAGGGAGUCUGUGACAUCAUCUUCCCCAACCAAAAGCACAUCCAGCUCACGGACACGAACUUCCAAAGUGGGAUGAGCAUCCUGCCUGGCCCCUCAGCACUCCCAGUUCCUGCAGCAGAGCCCAGAAGACAUGGCCGGAAGUGGCAGCUGUCUUGAACCUCCAGAUGCCCUGGGUCCAUGGUCUCCUUGACAUGCCAUGACCGCCUUCUCUGUGGGCCGUGGCGAGUUUCAUAUAAAUGUGCAACAAUGUUGUGUCUUGUGUUUGUCUUGUUUCUGUCGGAGCCACUCUUUGUUCCUGGCUCCACCUGAACUGUGGUAUUUUGUUAUGUUCUGUUUUUAUAGCAGAGUUGGGGUGAGUUUUGGGGGUGGGGUGGGGAGGGAGGUGUUUAACAACACUGUGGCCUUGGCCUCUAACUUUUGUGUGAAAUAAUAAACUUCAG